Messenger RNA from Fukomys damarensis (Damara mole-rat), 758 nucleotides. RefSeq lists its product as uncharacterized. The record is from RefSeq and is a predicted model, not a curated record. Bases 110 to 736 code for a protein of 208 amino acids. Lineage: Eukaryota; Metazoa; Chordata; Mammalia; Rodentia; Bathyergidae. The transcript is spliced from 4 exons.
AAAAUUUGUGGGGAAUGGAGGAAGCAGUGACGGGGCUGCCGUGGCCUCAUUUCUGCGUGGGUGUACUUCAGCUUAGUCUCUUCACACCAUACCCUCAGCCUCGGGGUCCAUGACGCUCCUGGGCUUCCCUUCCCCUUCUUGGGGGUCACACUCGGUGUCUGGGAAGUUGCUCGGGGGACCGGUUCUGGGCAGCAAUUUCCUGCUGUUCCGACUGGGUCCCUGUGGCUGCCACCACCCUGCCACCCAGGGACAUCCGCCCCCACGAGGCUCAGCUCCUCUGCCUUCCCAGCCCUUUCUGUCCCGCGGCUCCUCCGCCUCCUCAUUCCCAUGGAGAUGCUGUCAGAAAUGCUGGCGUUUCCCCGGGUCCAAACCCAUGCUCCAUCAGCGCACUGGAAGGAAGCAGAUGGCUGAGGGACACGAUCCGUGGAACGGGGUUAGGAAAUUUGUGAAGGAUUUCCAGCUCAUUCCAUCUGUACCAGUUGAAAGAUACCAGACCAACAUGAAAAGGCAGACUGGGAAGGCCAUUUUCCAUGGAAAAAGGGCACACGUGAGUGUGAAAGUGAAAGAGCCGGGACUGCUGACUCUGAAGACGGCUCUGGGGUUCAGCCCUGAGGACGUCUGCAGAUCGUCAAGCGAGAGCCUCAGAAAACCCAGCCUCGUGCUCGUCCCGACCCACACCCGAGCUCGCACUCCUCCUCGUCACUGUCUGGCUGGCCCCACACGGCGCUGUGGUUAGCAGCUCACUGCCGCCACCUUAG